Messenger RNA from Monoraphidium neglectum, 2529 nucleotides. RefSeq names its product Dual specificity protein kinase shkE. The record is from RefSeq and is a predicted model, not a curated record. Gene Ontology annotation, biological process: protein phosphorylation. Lineage: Eukaryota; Viridiplantae; Chlorophyta; Chlorophyceae; Sphaeropleales; Selenastraceae. Gene Ontology annotation, molecular function: protein kinase activity; ATP binding. Bases 1 to 2529 code for a protein of 842 amino acids. The transcript is spliced from 19 exons.
AUGGGUGCUGCGACACAGCAGGAGCCGGCGCGCGUCGACGCCACGCCGGCAAAGGCGGGUGUGGACGCUGGGCCGCCUGAAGCCGCUGAAUUACUGAACGGGCUGGCUGGUGGUGACCCGCAGCCUCUGGGCAGCGGCGCCGUGGACAACGCGAUCGCCGUUCUCAAGGCGAUGGACCCCCUGGCGUGCCUGAGUGACCUGCUGGCCGACAUGAACACCCUCAGCCCCACGCCAGCCCUGGCGCUGCCAGAGGUGGCAGACCUGAUCAGGAGCCGGCUGGAGGGCAUAGAGCUCUGCAGCAUUACUGCAAUCGUCGGGCCCCAAGCCGGCGGCCAGGGCGGCGACGACGACGACAUCAGGCCGCCGCAGGCCGCGGGCGUGCUCAUGGCUGUGGCCGGGGGCGGCUCCAAGGUGCUGGAGGGGCUCACCGUGGUGCGCGGCCCCCAGUGGAGCGCGCUGCACGUCGCCGUCACCAACGCGCCGCUGCACGUGCACUCGGCCGAGGCGGGCGAGCUGCCUGACGGCUCGCCGCUGCCCGAGGACUGGGCGCGCCUGUGCAGCGCGGCGGGGCUGGCCAGCUUCUUGGCUGUGCCGAUGGCCCUGGGGCCGCAGGUGCUGGGGGUGCUCACGGUGGCGGCGGCCCAGCCUGACGCGUUUGCAGAUCCCGGGUGGCAGCGGCUGAUGGCGGCCACGGCCAGCGCGUGCGUCCAGCACAUGCGGAGCCCGCAGCUGUGCUACCUGGCGAGCAUGCUUGCCUGUGCUGAGGGGGAGGAGGACGACUUGGGGUGCAUGGAGGUUCUCAUCUACGGCCUGUCCAUGUACAUGCGGCGCUGCACCAACCUCAAAGUCAGCGUGAGGGUGGGCCUGGUGGACAGGGGGCGCAAGGCGGUGUUGGUGUUGGAGGGAGACCCCAAGGCGCCAAAGGUCAAGGUGCCCCCUCCCACCUCCAUGGACGACAACUCGUUCCGCCCGCCGCCGCGGGUGGCGCGCGCGCUGGUCGCAACCGACGUGCCCCUGGCUGGCACGCUGCUGGAGUCCGCUGUCACCGCGCACAAGGCGCGCUGCAUCAAGGACUGCGCCGCCUACUUCCAGUCCGCGGUGGACCCCGUGGGGGACAUCUUCACGGCGGGGAGCUCCCUGGUUUCGUCCAUGGCCGUGGUGCCCUUCAGCCACAAUGAGUCCGACCUGGGCGGCAUCACAGGGUGGGGGGCCAUCUACUUCACCCUGCCGGAGCCGUGCGACUUUGCGCUGCUGCAGGAGGACGUGCUGGGCGCGGUCAGCGCAACCACGCUCACGCUGCACGCGCGCCUGCGCGACCGCGCGGCGGCGCUCGGGCCGUGCGUGGCGGAGGUGACGGACCAGAGGCGCCGCAGCAGCUCUAUCGCGGAGGGCGCGCCCGGCGCGGAGGCGGAGGCGGCGUCCGUGCCCGGGUCUGCGGGGCUCAGCAAGGGCGCCCCCUUCUCGGCCAAUAACAAGAAGCUGUGCACAGAGGCCAUGAAGAGGGCGAUCCAGCACAAGCUGCAGACGACGCACAAGGGCGGCCGGCGGUCGACAGGCAGCAGCGUGGCGGCCCCCACCAACCAGGACCUCGUGCUGCACGACCGCAUCGGCCAGGGCGGCUUCGGCAUCUGCUACAAGGGCAUGUACAAGAACUCUGUGGCGGCCAUCAAGGUCAUGUAUGCGCGCAAGCAUGAGAAGGAGGCCUUGAAGGAUGCCGUGGAGAUGGCGGUGCUGUCAGAGGUCAACCACCCCCACAUCGUGCAGCUCUACGCUUGCCUGACGGAUAUGAUUGAGGUCGCGGCAGACAAGCUGGACGUUGGCGUGGCUCAACUGGGCGGCACCGCCCAGAUGCUGCCGCACUACCGCCCUGCACGCCCCGACGACGCCGUCACCUGCAACAUCGUGAUCAUGGAGUUCUGCGACCGCGGCUCCCUGCGCGACGCGCUGAAGCGGGGCGCGUUCCACAGGCGUCUGGAGGGCGGCGUGAUGGCGGUGGACGUGCUCAAGGUGGUGCGCGUGCUGCUGCAGGUCAGCAGCAGCCUGGAGUACCUGCACGACCGCAAGAUCCUGCACUGCGACAUCAAGAUGGAAAAUGUGAUGCUGAAGAGCGACCCCUCGCGCGAAAUGGGCUUUGUCGCCAAGCUGGGGGACUUUGGACUGGCGAAGAUGCUGAACGACAACUACUUUGUGACCAACCGCAGUGGUGCUGGCACAAUCACCCACCUGGCGCCAGAGCUGCUCAAGGCCGGGGCAAAGCUGACCGAGGCCAUAGACACCUACGCCUUUGGCAUUCUCAUGUACACGAUGUACGCCGCGCAGCGGCCCUACGCCAGCCUGACCCAGGAGCAGAUCGUCGACCGCGUCAUCCGCAAGGGCAUGCGCCCCACGUUCCCCUCAGCCGCGCCGGCCGCGUUUGUCAACCUCGCGUCGCGCUGCUGGGACGCCGACCCUAAGAUGCGGCCCAGCUUUGUGGAAAUCAGCGCGACGCUCAAGGAGAUCAUCAACGGGGAGGAUGGUGGCGGCAGUUGA